AUGCGGCCGUUGCCACAGGAAUGGAUGUCUCAGAGAUUGCGAGCUAUGUGGACUCAAUUCAAAUGUGCUUCUCAAAGGGUUUGGGAUCUCCAGUCGGUUCGAUUGUUGUUGGGGGAGAAGAAAUUCAUCGAUCUCGUUCGACACAAGAGAAAAGCUGUCGGUGGUGGAUGGCGUCAAGCGGGAAUCCUGGCCGCAGCCGCCAUGUAUUCCCUCGAUCAUGCUAUCAAGACGGUGACACGGGAUAACAAAAAUGCGGCUAUUCUGGCAAAAGGUUUCAACGAUCGAACGCCGAAUCAUCUGAAAGAAGCCCUGCACGCAAAUGAAGAAGGAUUGACAAAUAUUGUGGUGGUUCGUUGCGCGAAUGGGGUCACACCGAGUCAGAUGGUUUCCUUUUUCCAAGAGCGCAGAGUGUUGUUCAUGGUUUUCGACGAUCAUCGAGUAAUCUACGAAGAGAUCUACCCGUCAACGAGCACGGCUUUCGAUCAAGAAGUGGCGCUGGAGCUGGAUGUUUGUGAUUAUGAAGAGGAAGCCUGCACAUCGGAAUAUCGCUGGUACAAUGAACGUUACGAGGAAACGGUGAAAGUCGACGACGAGGAUUACCCGCUCGAUUCACCGCCAAUUUUGGAACCACAAGUGUCACAAAUCGUUCGGAACACAGAGCUUUGUCGCUUAUGCGCACAGAAUAUACCGACUGGAUGCCGGAGAAUGCAUAUAAGAAGAUUCCAUUUACAACGAAAACUCUUCCGUUGCCCUCAUUGUAAAUUCUCUUCGAACUACAGCUACGGAAAUGUAAGAGCUCAUAUGUGGCAAAUGCAUUAUAGCCGGCUGAAGCCGAUCACAGUGAAGAACAGUUUAAACGACGUGAUGAUGGAUUACGCUUACAUGUGUUUCGGUGAUCAACGUCUUUUGGCUAGAUAUGAGAAAGAGGUGGUCGAUACAGUGAUGGAUUUGAUUGAUUGGGCGGCUGAUGGGGUAAAGCCAGAGGAUUUGAUCCCUGUCGCACAGCAAACGAGACAAGGAUCAAGUCAAAAUGCGGUUUGGGCAGAAAUUGGCGACGAUGGACUCCCGUUUGACAUCAUUGAUCCAGGAGAGGAACAAGAAAUGGGAAACUCGAGUGAAAAGAGCACUCAGCGAAUCGAAUCGCUUCAAAUCACGCAAGAGCCGGCUGCGAAACGAUCGAAAAGGCCGACGUCUACUUGUCUCCUUUGUGGGCUUCGUGAGAUCACUCAUCGAGAACGUCACGUUCUCCAGCAUCAUUUCAAGCGACUCGUUUAUCUGUGCCCACAUUGCUCUUUUGGGAGCACCUAUGCGCCGAAUGUAAUCAAAGAUCAUAUGCGAACAAAGCAUAUAGCUCUUGGCGGAAAUCCAGUGGACAUUCGGGGUCAAGUGACGAAAGCGAUCGAUUCGAUCUACGAGAAAUGCUUUGGACCGAUCUCAUACAUUGAUUCCCAA
Messenger RNA from Mesorhabditis belari, 1452 nucleotides. The record is from the annotation of a GenBank genome assembly. NCBI's taxonomy places the organism in Eukaryota, Metazoa, Nematoda, Chromadorea, Rhabditida, Rhabditidae.